Molecule: messenger RNA, 1469 nt
Organism: Dermochelys coriacea (leatherback sea turtle)
Lineage: Eukaryota; Metazoa; Chordata; Testudines; Dermochelyidae
Product: serine protease 27-like
Exons: 6
Coding region: 156-1103 (315 amino acids)
Biological process (GO): proteolysis
Molecular function (GO): serine-type endopeptidase activity
Source: RefSeq, a predicted model, not a curated record
UUGAUGCACACGGCUGGCAGUCUGAAAGAAAUCGCACCCCACACCCACGGGGGGGGCUCCAGCUGGGUUUAUAACCCUUGGUUUAUAAGCCUCAAUGCCAGGGGCUGUCUUCUCUGCUGGCUGGAGGCUGGGCUGACUGUCCCGACCCAGGGCUCAUGUGGGACCCGAUCAUGUGGGGGCUCUACUCCCAGCUGGCCAUGCUGCUGCUGCUACUGGUGCCGCCGUCCCCAGCGCAUGAUGCUGAGGAGAGUCAAGACGAGCCAGUGUUCAGCCAUAUCAUAGGGGGGCAGGAUGCCCAGAAAGGUCGAUGGCCCUGGCAGGUCAGUGUGCAAAAAUACGGAGACCACAUCUGUGGAGGAUCCCUCAUCUCAGCCCAGUGGGUGGUGUCAGCUGCUCACUGCUUCAAUCCCUCUCUCCCUGACUCUGUGUAUCGCAUGCACCUGGGAGAGUACCAGCUGUCCAACCCAACCGGGAGCUCCUACCCCGUGCAUUGCAUCGUCAUCCAUCCCGACUACAACCAGAACACGUCUGUCGCCGACAUCGCCCUGGUGCAGCUGACGAAACCUGUCACCUUCACGGACACCAUCCACUCCAUCUCCCUGCCGGUCCCCUCCAUCCCGUUCCCAGCAGGGGAAAUGUGCUGGGUCACGGGCUGGGGCAGCAUCGGAUGGGGCUGUGGCGAUACACUGAAGCCGCCCAAGACCCUUCAGGAGCUGCAGGUUUCCCUCAUCGCUGCAUCGACCUGCAGAGAACACAUGGGGAAAUGCAGCCACCAGAUCAAAGACGACAUGCUGUGCACUGGGUCCAGAGGUGACCCUAGUGGCCCCUGCAAAGGUGACUCCGGGGGGCCUCUGGUCUGUCCAAGGAAUGGCAACUUUGUCCUGGCUGGGAUCGUCAGCUGGGGGAUUAACUGCACAGCCUCCACACCCAGGCCAGAGGUGUACAUCGGGGUCCCAGGCUAUGUCAACUGGAUCCAGAAUGUCAUGAGUAGCACUGGCCCCUCGGCCAUCUCUCCUGUCCCAUUGGAGUCCCUAAGCAAUGGCUUAGUCGCGCCAGCUCUGGCUGCACCUCUCCUUGCUGGGCUCCUGCUGACGGGCCUGUGACCUGCCCCAUUGCCAACCCCCCCAGCGCAGAUAACAUGGAAGCAGAACCCCCCUCCUGAGCAUGAGCUGCAGAGAGAGCAGAGCUGGCAGCCCCCCACCAGCUGGGGUGUGUAUAGACCCCCCUUAGCACUGGGUGCGGGCCCCAUGUUGCUGGGGUCUGCAGAACGUGGCUGGGAGAGGCUGGUGGAUGGAAGAACAGGGGUGCUAUAGGGGUGGGGAGGGCAGGGGCGGGGGGUUAUAUCCAGCCCUUCCUGCAGCUCUGCAGCACCCCCUUGGGUGACUGGGAAGUCAACAGGGAAGGGCCCCGUAGCCACUCUGAUCUCAGGACUUGUGCUCUGAAAAUCGUCAAUAAAUCGGCUUUGCAAA